GAAAUUCGGACUGAGAAAGGCUGCGGAGAGAAGGGGAGGGAGAUCACGUUCUCCAAGACCUGGUUCCGCCUAGCGCCAAAUUGCUCCCCAGACCGCUCGCAUCGGCCUUUUUCGAAAGCCACCCUUUCCCUCCUCGGCGACCGAAGCAAAGCACCGACUGAUGGGCUCUUGUUCUCCCUUGAUCCCUCGGAGUUUAUAAUUGUGCAUUUGAGAAAUAAUCAUACUAAUAAUAAAAAAAAAAUUAAUCAACCCUGGCUGCCUGGUUUCCCCAAGCAAAGAUGGCGUCUUAUGGCUUACUCGAUCAACCAGAGGAAGAUACCCUCCACAAGUCGCGUCUUCUAAACGUCGAAGAGAAACCCUUUAAACGUGUCUCCAAGCGUCUUCUCAAUCCCGAAUCGCUCGUGGUCUCCAAUGCGACACUCCCUCCCACCCCGCCUCCCGAAGGAACCGACGACGAUGCCAGCAGCGCGGCCGCAACGACCGAGGCAGAGAAGCAGAAACGGCUGGACGAAUGGCGCCAUUUCCGCGAGGACGUCACGUUGGAUUUCGCCGCCUUCGAAGGAAGCAUUGCCCGCAUCCAGUUCCUGCUCACGAGCAACGAGAAGGAACGUGAACGCUACGCCGCCGAGAAACUGCGCAUCCUCGCCACCAUGCAAUCCGUGCGGGAGAACACGGCAGACUUGCGUGUCCAGCUAGAAGAAGCACAGCGUCUGCUGGCUUUGCGCAAAAGCUACGACGAGCUGGCCGAGCGAAUCACGAGCAACCGGCUCUUGAAGCCGCGGGAGGAUCAGCAGGCGAAUCUGCAGAAGCUGCAGGCGGAGAUCACCGACUUGGAGAAGGAGAGUAAGGACUACGCUACGACGUGGGCGGAGCGAAGGGAGCAGUUUGGCCGCAUCGUCGACGAGGGCAUGCAGCUGCGACGACUGAUUCGCGACGAGAAAGAGGAAGUGGAGCGCAGGGAGGGCAUGCAGGAAGACGAGGAUGGGGAUGACGCGGACGUGCCGUCAAAGGGCAAGUCCAGUGGUGCUAACACUCCGCGGCCAGACGGCGAUAGCGUCACGCCCUCUCAACAGGGCCAGGAUGACACCGCUCGCUCACCUGCCGCGGGUCUUCAAGCCGAGAAAUAUUCCGCCACAACGGGCGCGGCGUCGCCGUUGCGGCAAGUUACGACUGCGGAUGACGAGAAGAAACAGUCCCCCGACAAAGAAGAUGCUACCAUGGUGGAUGAAGGCGAAGUCACCGCCGACGAAGAUGCCGAUCGAGCGGAUGAAUUGGAAGAGGGGGAAGAGGUCCCGGAUGACCGUAACGCUGACCGAAUGGACAUGACGUAAAGGGGCCAUGGGGUGCACUAACCAAAAUCAAUCCAUAGAGCAAGGAGUUAGGCUAAGCGGCGUUGACUAUGUGAGCGAGGGCAUCUUUGAGUUUGCUCUUUUAUUUUCUUAUUACUUGGUUUCUAGGAGAAACGGAAUUAUCUAUUUGACUAUGGUCUCAAAGCAACAGAUUACAUUUUCAUGAAUCGAAAUACUCAUUGUACUCAACUAUCAGCUCCUUUUCACACAUUCUCAAGCUCAAACUCAAGCAAUCUCCCGCUCCGCAGUUCUAGCCUUAGCAAUAGCCUCCUUCCCAGCAUUGAUAAGCUCGACAUUGCUCUCCGCACCCUUCUGGCCCUCCUCGGUCUAAUGAAGCAUAAAUCGUUAGCCCAAUCUCCGGCAAACAUCCCCACCCACCCAGCCUUUCUUUUCCUUAUGCGACUCACCAGCAGAGACUCCAACUUGGCUAUCGAAUCAUCGAUCUUCUGCUUCAGCGUAGGCAGAACCUUCUUGGUCUCCUCGAGCGCGAGACGCUGUUUAGUAAAGCCCCGAUUAGCCAUGCCCAUGUCCAUGUUCUCCAACCAUGAAGGGCGGCGGGCGCGUUGCAAUCAGAGUUGCCCAACAGACACAUACCUCUUGUCGCAGCGUGUAUUCCUGGUUCUCGUCGCCGGUGUUCUCUUGGGUCUCUAGGCGCUGGAUGCGGUUGGUUUGCUCUUUCAGCUCGUUGUGGUAGGACGCUUCUUCCUUGACCAGGCGCAGGACGGACUGCGUGGUGAUCUCUAGCUGAGAACGGGGUGCCAUGGUGAUCUUGUGUGAGAGAGACGAUCAGUAUAGGGAAAUGAGGUCAAAGGUAGAGGAGGGAUGAGAUGAGGAAAGGAUGAUGUCAUGUUUAUAUAGGGGAUAUUUUCGUCCACAAAUAAAGAAUAGAAGGCAAAGACACAGCACAGGAAGGUCUUUAAAACAUGACACCUUUGAUGGCAUUGUAAAUCCAUUGAAGCGAGACACGGGGAGCCUAUGCGGCAACUACAGCCCCUCCAGGUGACAUAUGAAGGUGGUGGGGAUUUGUAGAGAUCGGUGCUUUCAAUACAUACCAAAGGAUGGCUCUGCUCGGUCUGGUAGAGAGUUUAAUGUGUGAUUCAGAUGAGUGCGCAAAUGUUGGAAUUGACUGAGGUGUUUGACAACUAGCAGAAUCAAAGAGUUGAAAGCUCCCCGCGGCCCCUCCACUAUCGAUUAGACAUGAUGCUGCUAUCCAAAAAGGGACAUUU
Aspergillus melleus is the source of this 2575-nucleotide messenger RNA. RefSeq lists its product as uncharacterized. Gene Ontology annotation, biological process: mRNA processing. Bases 279 to 1331 code for a protein of 350 amino acids. NCBI's taxonomy places the organism in Eukaryota, Fungi, Ascomycota, Eurotiomycetes, Eurotiales, Aspergillaceae. Gene Ontology annotation, cellular component: THO complex part of transcription export complex. The record is from RefSeq and is a predicted model, not a curated record. The transcript is spliced from 2 exons.